CGGAUUUGGCGGGGUCUUUGUCUCUCCCUGCAGCUGGAGCUCCAGGUCGUGUCUUCACUUCUCUGUGUCUUCUUCUCCUAGAGGUCCAGCCUCUGUGGCCCUGUGUCCUGCAGGUAUUGGGAGAUCCACAGCUAAGACGCCAGGACCCCCUGGAAGCCUAGAAAUGGGGCCAUUGCAAUUUAGAGAUGUGGCCAUAGAAUUCUCUCUGGAGGAGUGGCAUUGCCUGGACAUGGCACAGCGGAAUUUAUAUAGGGAUGUGAUGUUAGAGAACUACAGAAACCUGGUCUUUCUUGGUAUUGUUGUCUCAAAGCCAGACCUCAUCACCCAUCUGGAGCAAGGAAAAAAACCUUCGACUAUGAAGAGACAUGAGAUGGUAGCCAACCCCUCAGUUUUAUGUUCUCAUUUUAACCAAGACCUUUGGCCAGAGCAGAGCAUAAAAGAUUCUUUCCAAAAGCUGAUACUGAGAAGACAUAAAAAAUGUGGACAUGAUAAUUUACAGUUAAAAAAAGGCUGUGAAAGUGUGGAUGAGUGUAAAGUGCACAAAAGAGGUUAUAAUGGACUUAACCAAUGUUUCACAACUACCCAAAGCAAAGUGUUUCAAUGUGAUAAACAUGGGAAAGUCUUUCAUCAAUUUUCAAAUACAAACAGACAUAAGAUAAGACAUACUGGAAAAAAACCUUUCAAAUUUAUAGAAUGUGGCAAAGCUUUUAACCAGUCCUCAACCCUUACUACACAUAAGAAAAUUCAUACUGGAGAGAAACCCUAUAAAUGUAUAGAAUGUGGCAAAGCCUUCAACCGGUCCUCACACCUUACUACACAUAAGAUAAUUCAUACUGGAGAGAAACGGUACAAAUGUGAAGACUGUGGCAAAGCCUUUAACCGCUCCUCUAACCUUACUACACAUAAGAAAAUUCAUACUGGAGAGAAACCCUACAAAUGUGAAGAAUGUGGCAAGGCCUUUAAGCGCUCCUCUAUCCUUACUACACAUAAGAGAAUUCAUACUGGAGAGAAACCCUACAAAUGUGUAGAAUGUGGCAAAGUUUUUAAGUACCUUUCUUCCCUUUCUACACAUAAGAUAAUUCAUACUGGAGGGAAACCCUACAAAUGUGAAGAAUGUGGCAAAGCCUUCAACUGGUCCUCACACCUUACUACACAUAAGAGAAUUCAUACUGGAGAGAAACCCUACAAAUGUGAAGAAUGUGGCAAAGGCUUUAAGUACUCCUCUACCCUUACUAAACAUAAAAUAAUCCAUACUGGAGAGAAACCCUACAAAUGUGAAGAAUGUGGUGAAGCCUUUAAGUACUCCUGUUCCCUUACUGCACAUAAGAUAAUUCAUACUGGAAAGAAACCUUACAAAUGUGAAGAAUGUGGCAAAGUGUUUAAGCACUCUUCUCCCCUUUCUAAACAUAAGAGAAUUCAUACUGGAGAGAAACCCUACAAAUGUGAAGAAUGUGGCAAAGCCUUCAGUCGGUCCUCUAUUCUUACUACACAUAAGAUAAUUCACACUGGAGAGAAACCCUACGAAUGUGAAGACUGUGGCAAAGCCUUUAACCGCUCCUCUAACCUUACUAAACACAAGAAAAUUCAUACUGGAGAGAAGCCUUACAAAUGUGAAGAAUGUGGCAAGGCCUUUAAGUGCUCCUCUAUUCUUACUACACAUAAGAGAAUUCAUACUGCAGAUAAACCCUACAAAUGUGAAGAAUGUGGCAAAGACUUUAAGUACUCCUCUACCCUUACUAGACAUAAGAGAAUUCAUACUGGAGAGAAACCCUACAAAUGUGAAGAAUGUGGCAAAGCUUUUAAUCAUCCCGCAACCCUUUUUUCACAUAAGAAAAUUCAUACUGGAGGGAAACCACACAAGUGCGAUAAAUGUGGCAAAGCCUUUAUCUCAUCCUCAAACCUCAGUAGACAUGAGAUAAUUCAUAUGGGAGGGAAUCCCUAUAAAUGUGAAAACGUGACAAACCUUAGACACUCCUCUACCCUUACUAGACAUAAGAUAAUUCAUACUGGAGAGAAACCCUAUGAGUUUGAUGAAUGUGGGAAAGCCUUUAACCAGCUAUCAACUUUUACUAAAUAUGAGAAUUUAUGGAACACAAACACUACAAAUAUAAAGAAUGUGACAAAGCUUUUAGGAAGUUCUCAACCCUUAUUACACAUAAUUCAUACUGGAUAGAAACCCUACACCUGUGAAGAAUGUGGCAUAGCGUAUAACAAUUUUCAAUCAAUUCUUCUUUUUUUUUUUUUGAGAUGAAGUUUCAUGCUUGUCACCCAAGCUGGAAAACAAUGUAAUGAUCUCGGAUCACUGAAACCUCUGCCUCCCGGGUUCAAGCCAUUUUCCUGCCUCAGCUUGUCUAGUAGAUGAGAUUAUGGGGGGUGGAGCCAAGAUGGCUGAAUAGGAACAGCUCCUGUCUACAGCUCCCAGCCUGAGUGACGCAGAAGAUGGGUGAUUUCUGCAUUUCCCUCUGAUGUACCAGGUUCAUCUCACUAGGGAGUGCCAGACAGUGGCUGCAGGACAGUGGGUGCAGCGCACUGUGCAUGAGCCGAACCAGGGCGAGGCAUUGCCUCACUCACGAAGUGCAAGGAGUCAGGGAGUUCCAUUUCCUAGUCAAAGAAAAGGGCGACAGAUGGCACCUGGAAAAUCGGGUCACUCCCACCCUAAUACUGCGCAAUUCCAAUGGGCUUAAAAAAUGGCACACCAGAUUAUAUCCUGCACCUGGCUCAGAGGGUCCUAUGCCCACGGAGUCUCACUGAUUGCUAGCACAGCAGUCAGAGAUCAAACUGCAAGGCAGCAGCGAGGCUGGGGGAGGAGCGCUUGCCAUUGCCCAGGCUUGCUUAGGUAAAGCAGCUGGGAAGCUAGAACUGGGUGGAGCCCACCACAGCUCAAGGAGACCUGCCUGCCUCUGUAGACUCCACCUCUGGGGGCAGGGCACAGACAAAAAGACAGCAGUAACCUCUGCAGACUUAAACGUCCCUGUCUGACAGCUUUGAAGAGAGUAGUGGUUCUCCCAGCACGCAGCUGGAGAUCUGAGAAUGGGCAGACUGCCUCCUCAAGUGGGUCUCUGACCCCCGAGCAGCCUAACUGGGAGGCACCCCCAGUAGGGGCAGACUGACACUUCACACGGCUGGGUACUCCUCAUACAAAACUUCCAGAGGACCGAUCAGGCAGCAGCAUUUGCGGUUCAUGAAAAUCCGCUGUUCUACAGCCACCACUGCUGAUAACCAGGCAAACAGCGUCUGGAGUGGACCUCUAGCAAACUCCAACAGACCUGCAGCUGAGGGUCCUGUCUGUUAGAAGGAAAACUAACAAACGGAAAGGACAUCCACACCAAAAGCCCAUCUGUACAUCACCAUCAUCAAAGACCAAAAGUAGAUAAAACCACAAAGAUGGGGAAAAAACAGAGCAGAAAAACUGGAAACUCUAAAAAUCAGAGUGCCUCUCCUCCUCCAAAGGAACGCAGUUCCCCACCAGCAACAGAACAAAGCUGGAUGGAGAAUGACUUUGAUGAGUUGAGAGAAGAAGGCUUCAGAUGAUCAAACUACUCCGAGCUACAGGAGGAAAUUCAAACCAAAGGCAAAGAAGUUAAAAACUUUGAAAAAAAAUUAGAUGAAUGUAUAACUAGAAUAACCAAUGCAGAGAAAUACUUAAAGGACCUGUUGGAGCUGAAAGCCAAGGCUCAAGAACUAUGUGAAGAAUGCAGAAGCCUCAGGAGCCAAUGCGAUCAACUGGAAGAAAGGGUAUCAGUGAUGGAAAAUGAAGUGAAGUGAGAAGGGAAGUUUAGAAAAAAAAAAUUAAAAAGAAACAAAGUCUCCAAGAAAUAUGGGACUAUGUGAAAAGACCAAAUCUACCUCUGAUUGGUGUACCUGAAAGUGAGGGGGAGAAUGGAACCAAGUUGGAAAACACUCUGCAGGAUAUUAUCUAGGAUAACUUCCCCAAUCUAGCAAGGCAGGCCAACAUUCAGAUUCAGGAAAUACAGAGAACGCCACAAAGAUACUCCUUGAGAAGAGCAACUCCAAGACACAUAAUUGUCAGAUUCACCAAAGUUGAAAUGAAGGAAAAAAUGUUAAGGGCAGCCAGAGAGAAAGGUCGAGUUACCCACAAAGGGAAGCCCAUCAGACUAACAGCGGAUCUGUCAGCAGAAACUCUAUAACCCAGAAGAGAGUGGGGGCCAAUAUUCAACAUUCUUAAAGAAAAGAAUUUUCAACCCAGAAUUUCAUAUCCAGCCAAACUAAGCUUCAUAAGUGAAGGAGAAAUAAAAUACUUUACAGACAAGCAAAUGCUGAGAGAUUUUGUCACCACCAGGCCUGCCCUAAAAGAGCUCCUGAAGGAAGUGCUAAACAUGGAAAGGAACAACCAGUACCAGCCGCUGCAAAAUCAUGCCAAAAUGUAAAGACCAUCGAGACUAGGAAGAAACUGCAUGAACUAACAAGCAAAAUAACCAGCUAACAUCAUAAUGACAGGAUCAAAUUCUCACAUAACAAUAUUAGCUUUAAAUAUAAAUGGGCUAAAUGCUCCAAUUAAAAGACACAGACUGGCAAAUUGGAUAAAGAGUCAAGACCCAUCAGUGUGCUGUAUUCAGGAAACCCAUCUCACGGGCAGAGACACACAUAGGCUCAAAAUAAAAGGAUGGAGGAAGAUCCACGAAGCAAAUGGAAAACAAAAAAAAAAAGGCAGGGGUUGCAAUCCUAGUCUCUGAUAAAACAGACUUCAAACCAACAAAGAUCAAAAGAGACAAGGCCAUUACAUAAUGGUAAAGGGAUCAAUUCAACAAGAAGAGCUAACUAUCCUAAAUAUAUAUGCACCCAAUACAGGAGCACCCAGAUUCAUAAAGCAAGUCCUAAGUGACCUACAAAGAGACUUACACUCCCACACAAUAAUAAUGGGAGACUAACACCCCACUGUCAACAUUAGACAGAUCAAUGAGACAGAAAGUUAACAAGGAUAUCCAGGAAUUGAACACAGCUCUGCACCAAGCGGACCUAAUAGACAUCUACAGAACUCUCCACCCCACAUCAACAGAAUACACAUUCUUUUCAUCACCACACCACACCUAUUCCAAAAUUGACCACAUAAUUGGAAGUAAAGCACUCCUCAGCAAAUGUAAAGGAACAGAAAUUAUAACAAACUGUCUCUCAGACCACAGUGCAAUCAAACUAGAACUCAGGAUUAAGAAACUCACUCAAAACCACUCAACUACAUGGAAACUGAACAACCUGCUCCUGAAUGACUACUGGGUACAUAAUGAAAUGAAGGCAGGAAUAAAGAUGUUCUUUGAAACCAACAAGAACAAAGACACAACAUACCAGAAUCUCUGGGACACAUUCAAAGCAGUGUGUAGAGGGAAAUUUAUAGCACUAAAUGCCCACAAGAGAAAGCAGGAAAGAACCAAAAUUAACAGCCUAACAUCACAAUUAAAAGAACUAGAAAUGCAAGAGCAAACACAGUCAAAAACUAGCAGAAGGCAAGAAAUAACUAAAAUCAGAGCAGAACUCAAGGAAAUAGAGACACAAAAAACCCUUCAAAAAAUUAGUGAAUCCAGGAGCUGGUUUUUUGAAAGGAUCAACAAAAUUGAUAGACCGCUAGCAAGACUAAUGAAGAAAAGAGAGAAGAAUCAAAUAGAUGCAAUAAAAAAUGAUAAAGGGGACAUCACCACUGAUCCCACAGAAAUACAAACUACCAUCAGAGAAUACUACAAACACCUCUAUGCAAAUAAACUAGAAAAUGUAGAAGAAAUGGAUAAAUUCCUCAACACAUACACCCUCCCAAGACUAAACCAGGAAGAAGUUGAAUCUCUGAAUAGACCAAUAACAGCCACUGGGGUUGAGGUGAUAAUCAAUAGCUUACCAACCAAAAAGAGUCCAGGACCAGAUGGAUUCACAGCCGAAUUCUACCAGAGGUACAAGGAGGAGCUGAUACUAUUCCUUCUGAAACUAUUCCAAUCAAUAUGAAAAGAAGGAAUCCUCCCUAACUCAUUUUAUGAGGCCAGCAUCUUCCUGAUACCAAAGCUGGGCAGAGACACAACAAAAAAAGAGAAUUUUAGACCAAUAUCCUUGAACAUUGAUGUGAAAAUCCUCAAUAAAAUACUGGCAAACCGAAUCCAGCAGCACAUCAAAAAGCUUAUCCACCAUGAUCAAGUGGGCUUCAUCCCUGGGAUGCAAGGCUGGUUCAACAUACGCAAAUCAAUAAAUGAAAUCCAGCAUAUAAACAGAACCAAAGACAGAAACCACAUGAUUAUCUCAAUAGAUGCAGAAAAGGCCUUUGACAAAAUUCAACAACACUUCAUGCUAUAAAUUAGGUAUUGAUGGGAUGUAUCUCAAAAUAAUAAGAACUAUCUAUGACAAGCCCACAGCCAAUAUCAUACUGAAUGGGCAAAAACUGGAAGCAUUCCCUUUGAAAACUGGCACAAGACAGGGAUGCCCUCUCUCACCACUCCUAUUCAACAUAUUGUUGGAAGUUCUGGCCAGGGCAAUUAGGCAGGAGAAGGAAAUAAAGGGUAUUCAAUUAGGAAAAGAGGAAGUCAAAUUGUCCCUCUUUGCAGAUGACAUGAUUGUAUAUCUAGAAAACCCCAUUGUCUCAGCCCAAAAUCUCCUUAAGCUGAUAGGCAACUUCAGCAAAGUCUCAGGAUACAAAAUCAAUGGACAAAAAUCACAAACAUUCUUAUACACCAACAACAGACAAACAGAGCCAAAUCAUGAGUGAACUCCCAUUCACAAUUGCUUCAAAGAGAAUAAAAUACCUAGGAAUCCAACUUACAAGGGACAUGAAGGACCUCUUCAAGGAGAACUACAAACCACUGCUCAAUGAAAUAAAAGAGGAUACAAACAAAUGGAAGAACAUUGCAUGCUCAUGGGUAGGAAGAAUCAAUAUCAUAUCAUGAAAAUGGCCCAUACUGCCCAAGGUAAUUUAUAGAUUCAAUGCCAUCCCCAUCAAGCUACCAAUGACUUUCUUCACAGAACUGGAAAAAACUACUUUAAAGUUCAUAUGGAAUCAAAAAAGAGCCCACAUUGCCAAGUCAAUCCUAAGCCAAAAGAAUAAAGCCGGAGGCAUCACGCUACCUGACUUCAAACUAUACUACAAGGCUACAGUAACCAAAACAGCACGGUACUGGUACCAAAACAGAGAUAUGGAUCAAUGGAACAGAACAGAGCCCUCAGAAAUAAUGCCGCAUAUCUACAACUAUCUGACCUUUGACAAACCUGACAAAAACAAGCAAUGGGGAAAGGAUUCCCUAUUUAAUAAAUGGUGCUGGGAAAACUGUCUAGCCAUAUGUAGAAAGCUGAAACUGGAUCCCUUCCUUACACCUUAUACAAAAAUUAAUUCAAGAUGGAUUAAAGACUUACAUGUUAGACCUAAAACCAUAAAAACUCUAGAAGAAAACCUAGGCAAUACCAUUCAGGACAUAGGCAUGGGCAAGGACUUCAUGUCUAAAACACCAAAAGCAAUGGCAACAAAAGCCAAAAUCGACAUAUGGGAUCCAAUUAAACUAAAGAGCUUCUGCACAGCAAAAGAAACUAUCAUCAGAGUGAACAGGCAACCUACAAAAUGGGAGAAAAUUUUCACAACCUACUCAUCUGACAAAGGGCUAAUAUCCAGAAUCUACAAUGAACUCAAACAAAUUUACAGGAACAAACAACCCCAUCAAAAAGUGGGCAAAGGACAUGAACAGACACUUCUCAAAAGAAGACAUUUAUGCAGCCAAAGAACACAUGAAAAAAUGCUCAUCAUCACUGGCCAUCAGAGAAAUGCAAAUCAAAACCACAAUGAGAUACCAUCUCACACCAGUUAGAAUGUCAAUCAUUAAAAAGUCAGGAAACAACAGGUGCUGGAGAGGAUGUGGAGAAAUAGGAACACUUUGACACUGUUGGUGGGACUGUAAACUAGUUCAACCAUUGUGGAAGUCCGUGUGGCGAUUCCUCAGGGAUUGAGAACUAGAAAUAGCAUUUGACCCAGCCAUCCAAUUACUGGGUAUAUACCCAAAGUAAUAUAAAUCAUGCUGCUAUAAAGACACAUGAACACGUAUGUUUAUUGCGGCACUAUUCACAAUAGCAAAGACUUGGAACCAACCCAAAUGUCCAACAACGAUAGACUGGAUUAAGAAAAUGUGGCACAUAUACACCAUAGAAUACUAUGCAGCCAUAAAAAUGAUGAGUUCAUGUCCUUUUUAGGGACAUGGAUGAAACUGGAAAUCAUCAUUCUCAGCAAACUAUCACAAGGACAGAAAACCAAACACUGCGUGUUCUCACUCAUAGGUGGGAAUUGCAGAAUGAGAACACAUGGACACAGGAAGGGGAACAUCACACUCCGGGGACUGUUGUGGGGUGGGGGCAGGGGGGAGGGAUAGCAUUAGGAGAUAUACCUAAUGCUAAAUGAUGAGUUAAUGGGUGCAGUACACCAACAUGGCACAUGUAUACAUAUGUAACAAACCUGCACAUUGUGCAUCUGUACCCUAAAACUUAAAGUACAAUAAUAAUAAAAUAAAAAAAUUAAAAAAGAUUACAAGUGCCUACCACCAUGCCCAGCUAAUUUUCAUAUUUUUAGUAGAGAUGCAAUUUUAUCAUGUUUUUCAUGGUGGUCUCAAACUCCUGACCUCAGGCGAUCCACCUGCUUUGGCCUCCUAAAGUGCUGGAAUUACAGGCAUGAACCAUGAUGCCUGGCCACCAUUUCUUAAUUCUUAAGAGAUUUGGUGAUAAUUCCUGCUGAAGAAGAACUCUACAAACCUAAAAAACAUGUGACAGUGCUUUUACCAACACCUCCAAAUUCUCUAUAUAUAACAAUAAUUAUUGUGGUGUGAAACCCUAGAAACAUAUAAAAUGUGACAAAGCCUUUAUGUGGUUGCCACACUUGAUUGUAGGUAAGACUGCAAAACUCCUACUGUCAUACUGGCAAAACUCCUACAAGUUUGAAGAAUGUGGCAAAACAUUUAAUCAGUUCUUACCCCUUAUUUCACAGGAAAGCUAUUAUCAUUGAGAAAAAUUGUACAAAUAUAAAGAAUAUGGAAAACCCAUUAAUUCCUACUCACAUCUUAACAUAAAACCCAUUAAUUCCUACUCACAUCUUAACAUAAAAAGGUUCCUUUUAAUAAAAGCAUUAAAAGUGCAAUUACUGUCAAAAAAAUCUUUCAGAAUCUAUAAGCCUUUAAAAUGAAGAAAAGUAUUUAUUUUGAAGACAACUAUUAGAACUAUAAAGGGGUGGCCGGGCGCGGUGGCUCACGCCUGUAAUCCCAGCACUUUGGGAGGCCGAGGCGGGCGGAUCACGAGGUCAGGAGAUCGAGACCAUCCUGGCUAACAUGGUGAAACCCCGUCUCUACUAAAAAUACAAAAAAUUAGCCGGGCGUGGUGGCGGGCGCCUGUAGUCCCAGCUACUCGGGAGGCUGAGGCAGGAGAAUGGCGUGAAUCUGGGAGGCGGAGCUUGCAGUGAGCUGAGAUUGCGCCACUGCACUCCAGCCUGGGCGACAGAGCCAGACUCCGUCUCAAAAAAAAAAAAAAAGAAAAAGAACUAUAAAGGGGCUUAUAGCGCAUUUACUUGUAUCACAGAUCUUAUUGCGCACAUUUAUACCAGAGGAAAACAGUGAAGCAAUUGCUCAAGCUUUGUUCAACAUCAGGGAAUUUGUAUUGGAGAUUAGUCCUGCAAAUGUAAUAAGUUUAGAAACACUUUUUUUUUUCAGAAACAACAGCUUAGAAAACACCAGAGAGUUUAUACUAAAGUAUAAUUUUGCAGAUGCAGUAAAUAUAAAAACAAUUCAAAAUAGAAUGUAUAUAAAUGUCAGAAUUUACAGUAGUAAACUAAGGCACUGACACUUAAGACAUUACACUAAAUCAGAGUGUUGAGUAUAAAAACUAAUCCACAACUACAGUUUUAGAUAAAUGAUUUGUAUGUAACUUUAAAAAGAUUUUUGGAAGCAUUGUAAUUACAUUGAAAGUAUACUUGUUUCCUUGAAUAAAAUUUUUUGAAAACUGAAUAAUGAUAUAAUACAGCUUUCAAAUUACUUUAUGCUGUUAAUUUAUUCCUGUUUUAUUCACAUGUGAAAGCAUGUGAUCGAUUGCUUCUGCAUCAGAGAUAUUAGAUAUUUUUAAAAAUUAUUUGGACAUUAUGACCUUUUCUAUAAAAGAAUAAGGACAUUAAAAUGUAAGAUGCAUAAUGAAAAUAUAAGUGGAGAGGUUCUUUGUAGUAAAUCUCUAUUAAGUAUAAGGUAAAUGUUCAGAGCAAUACUUUUCUACAUUAUAUAGUCACUAGGAAAUAAUUAUAGUUAAAAGUAUAUUAAAAUAAAAUAGUAUAUUAUUUUACUAAUUGUACUUUUAUGUAAUGAAAUACAGUACAUUUAAAAAUUGCUAGGGCUGGGCUCAAUGGCGCAUGCCUGUAAUCCCAGCACUUGGGGAGGUCGAGAGGGUGGAACACCUGAGGUCAGGAGUUCGAGACCAGCCUGACCAACAUGGAGAAACCCCAUCUCUACUAAAAAUACUAAAAAUACUUAGGAGGCUGAGGCAGGAGAAUUGCUUGAACAAGGGAGGCAGAGGUUGUGGCGAGCCAAGAUCUUGCCAUUGCACUCCAUCCUGGACAAUAAGAAAAAAACUGCCCCCACCCCCCCCAAAAAAAGUUAGAUUAUGUGUGAACUUAAUUUUAUUAUUUUUUAAUCAUGUUAAGACUACCGUGCAUUUAAUGAAGCAUUAUUAUGCCACUAACUUUAAACGAUCCUACCUUACUCAAGGGUGAAGCUACAAGAUGGUAACAAUACACAAUUUGGCAUAUAGUGGAAUAACAUUUCUAGUAAUCACUUUGCCCAUUGCUUUAAACUGCAAAUGAGUUAAAGAAUAUUGUUCCCACAGAUUAAAUUUUUACUCUAUUUUCUUCUUGAAAUUUGUUAUUUGUAUUUGCGCGUAUAUAGUAUGUGUAUGUAUUUAUGCCUUAUAUGGCAUCUUUUGACUCAGGCCUACAAUAUGCAGUAAUUACAUUAGGGUAAAUAAGGUGUCCGUCACCUCUAGCAUUUAUCCUUUGUAUUACCAAAAGUGUAAUUAUAUGCUUUUGUUCAUUUUAAAAUGUACAAUUAAAUUGUUAUUGACUACAGGAUUUUUUAUGGUUAUAAUAAUUAUUCAAAAAUACAAAUAAAAUAUGUCCAGGUGCAGUGGCUCAUGCCUGUAAUUCCAGCACUUUGAGAGGCCAAGGCAGGUGGAAUGCUUGAGGCUAGGGGUUCAAGACCAGCCUGGCCAACAUGGUGAAACCCCUUCUCUACUAAAAAUACAAAAAUUGGCCAGGCAUCUUGGUGCACACCUGGAGGCUGAGGCAGGAGAAUUGUUUGAACCCGGGAGGUGGAGGUUGCAGUGAGCCAAGGUCGCACCACUACACUCCAGCAUGGAUGACAGAGUGAGACUCCAUUUCAAAAAAAAAAAAAAUAGAAAUAAAGUCCAUACAUUUCUGAGUCCUGAAAGUUUAUUAAUAAAUAUUUGUUAUAUAGCUGUCUUUGAACAUGUGGUCUCUCUGCCUGCAAGCAUAUAGACUUUUCGUUUUAAUUUACAUAGAGUUAAAUAUACUCAUAUUACUCUGAAGAUAAACCUUAGGUGUAUGAAAAUUAUGAAGCGAGUGUUUUUAUGAGUAUGAGUUUGUACAUAUUUUCAGAAGGAAAGAGCAAUUAUUGCAACAAAACAAAUCAUUUUAAUUAGAUGAUUAACAAAACUAAACACCUUGAAAAUGCUAAAAGCAAAUCUAUACUUUCUGGUUUGUGUUCAAUUUAUUAGUGUAAAAUGUUAUGGCUUAUUCGGAUUCUCCCCGGAAUCUGCCUAUUAAAGCACAGGCAACUUUGUCUCCAGAAACAACACUCUUGAGUACAACAAUAAAACCCCUCUUCAAACAAACAAACAAAAAAAUCAUUUUAACACCUAUUUUAAUGAACAUUCAACCAAAAUUGAAUAAUUGAAUAUAUUUUUAUUGUUCUAUGUGUGUGUGAACAUAUAAAAUGGUGCAUAAAGGAAAAAUGAGCCAGAAAAAAAUGUUAGUUAAGAUUUGUAGUGAAUAAAACUGGAAAGUAGUUAAUUAUUAUAUCCAGUUGAUAUCUUUGUUUAUGUAGAUAACAAAAGUCACAGAAAGACUUUUUUUUUUCUUUUUCAAGAUGGAGUCUUGCUCUGUCACCCAGGCUGGAGUGCAGUGGCGUGAUAGCCCACUGUAACCUCCACCUCCUGAGAUCAAGCAAUUCUUGUGCCUCAGCCAUUUUAGUACCUGGGAUUACAGGUGUGUGCUACCAAGCCUGACUAAUUUUCAUAUUUUUAGAAGAGACAGGGUUUCAUCAUGUUGGUCAGACUGGUCUCAAACAGCUGACCUCAUGAUCUGCCUGCCUCAGCAUCCCACAGUGCUGAUAUUACAGGUAUGAGCCACUGUGACUGGCAAAAGACUA
Gorilla gorilla gorilla (western lowland gorilla) is the source of this 12380-nucleotide messenger RNA. RefSeq names its product putative zinc finger protein 66. Gene Ontology annotation, biological process: regulation of DNA-templated transcription. Gene Ontology annotation, molecular function: RNA polymerase II cis-regulatory region sequence-specific DNA binding; DNA-binding transcription factor activity, RNA polymerase II-specific. Lineage: Eukaryota; Metazoa; Chordata; Mammalia; Primates; Hominidae. The record is from RefSeq and is a predicted model, not a curated record.